Staurois parvus is the source of this 582-nucleotide messenger RNA. The record is from the annotation of a GenBank genome assembly. Lineage: Eukaryota; Metazoa; Chordata; Amphibia; Anura; Ranidae.
AGUCUGGUAUUCCCGCUGCCGCCGUGUCAGAAUACAGGGCUGGCCACUCGGCUCUUCCCUGCAGCAGAGCUUUACCUGUUCCUUGGUCCAGCACUGUACAGUCUGCAGUCUCUGGUCAUCCCCUGUACUGUGUCCGCAGUCUCUGGUCAUCCCCUGUACUGUGACCGCAGUCUCUGGUCAUCCCCUGUACUGUGUCCGCAGUCUCUGGUCAUCUCCUGUACUGUGUCCGCAGUCUCUGGUCAUCUCCUGUACUGUGUCCGCAGUCUCUGGUCAUCUCCUGUACUGUGUCCGCAGUCUCUGGUCAUCUCCUGUACUGUGUCCGCAGUCUCUGGUCAUCUCCUGUACUGUGUCCGCAGUCUCUGGUCAUCUCCUGUACUGUGUCCGCAGUCUCUGGUCAUCUCCUGUACUGUGUCCGCAGUCUCUGGUCAUCUCCUGUACUGUGUCCGCAGUCUCUGGUCAUCUCCUGUACUGUGUCCGCAGUCUCUGGUCAUCUCCUGUACUGUGUCCGCAGUCUCUGGUCAUCUCCUGUACUGUGUCCGCAGUCUCUGGUCAUCCCCUGUACUGUGUCCACAGUCCACUGGU